This is a messenger RNA of Pseudomassariella vexata, 876 nucleotides long. Its product is annotated as carbohydrate esterase family 1 protein. The transcript is spliced from 2 exons. Gene Ontology annotation, cellular component: extracellular region. The record is from RefSeq and is a predicted model, not a curated record. Gene Ontology annotation, molecular function: hydrolase activity. The coding region runs from base 1 to 876 and encodes 291 amino acids. Lineage: Eukaryota; Fungi; Ascomycota; Sordariomycetes; Amphisphaeriales; Pseudomassariaceae.
AUGCUCGGGUCACUCUUCAUAUUCGCUGCCAUGGCAGCGACGUGCCUCGGCGCAUCGCUUCAGGGCGUCACAAACUGGGGCACAAACCCAACCAACAUAACUAUGUAUAUCUACGUACCCGAUCAGUUGGCGGCCAAUCCACCCAUCAUUGUCGCAAUCCACUCCUGCCAACGCGACGCCCUAAAUUGGUACAACCGCACCACCCUCCCCUCAUACGCCGACGCCAACGGCUUCAUCCUCAUCUACCCCGAGACCCCCAACUUUAACCACUGCUGGGAUGUGCACAACACCGCGACGCUUACGCACAACGAAGGCGGCGAUGCCCUGGGAAUCAUCAACAUGAUCAAUUACACCCUCUCGACGUACAAUGGCGAUAGCACGCGCGUUUUCGCCAUGGGGUUUAGUUCUGGCGGCAUGAUGACCAACGCCCUCGCUGGCACAUACCCCAACGUCUUCGAGGCCGCGGCGGCUUACUCGGGCGUAGCGCAUGCCUGUUCAGCAGGUUCGCCGUGCUCGACGCCGUUUUGUCAGAAUCAGACGUGUGCGCAGGGGCUGGAACACACAUCGACUGAAUGGGGGAAUUUCGUCAGGAACUCGUAUCCCGGGUAUACAGAGAAGAGGCCCAGGAUGAUGAUUGUUCAUGGGACGAACGAUACGCUGGUGAGGCCGAAGUGUGCGGUGGAGGCGUUGAAGCAGUGGAGCGAGGUGCUGGGGGUGCCGUUUACGAAGAAUGUUACUGGAGUGCCGUCCGCGGAGUAUACGCAGAUGGUGUAUGGAGAUGGGACGCAGUUACAAGGGUACUUUGCGGAGGGCGUGGGGCAUACGUCGCUGGUGAAUGAAGAUAUUAUGUUGAGGUUCUUUGGGCUGAUUGCUUGA